Messenger RNA from Trypanosoma theileri, 2952 nucleotides. RefSeq names its product conserved RING finger protein. NCBI's taxonomy places the organism in Eukaryota, Euglenozoa, Kinetoplastea, Trypanosomatida, Trypanosomatidae. The record is from RefSeq and is a predicted model, not a curated record. The transcript has a single exon. Bases 1 to 2952 code for a protein of 983 amino acids.
AUGGUUGGUACUAGAGGUAAACGUAAUGCCUCACCUUCACUAGAAACAUCUCUUGGCAACAGAGAGGAUGGAGUCUCUCUGGAUUUCACGCAAAUUUCUCCAUCACAACUACCAAAACUCCUUACAGUCAUUCAUACAGAAGAUAAUAUGGAGGAAAAAAUUCAAAAUAAUAAUAAUAAUAAUAAUCAUCAUAUUAAUAAUAGUGCUGGUGAUGUUGAUAAUAAUAAUUAUGAUAGUGAUCCUAUUAUUAAUAUGGUUGGUAGUGUAUUGAAUGAUCGUGUAAUCUCUGAACUUCAACGACUACUUCGUUGUCCUAUUUGUCAUUCAUUAUUAUUGGAAGAUCCUGCGAUAGUGGAUCCAUGUGGACAUGCUUUUUGUUAUAAUUGUAUUAAUAUUGGUCUGGAGAAGGGUUGCUUCCCAGUAGAGAAAAUAAUAAAGAAAGAAAAAGAAAAAGAAACAACAUCCUCUCAUAAUAAUAAUAAUAAUAAUAAUAAUAAUAAUAAUGAAACUAUAGAGAAAAAACAUAGACAACAACAACAACAACGAAAAAAACGUAAAUUACAGUUUACAUGUCCGGUUUGUUUAGGUCCAGCUUAUAAAUGGAGUUUAAUACGUGUGCCAUUCCUUCGUGAAGUGGUAUUAGAGGCUUUACAGUAUACAGCACUUGCGAAUGUCUUGCAGGAGAAGGAAGAGAAUAAUAAUAAUAAUAAUAAUAAUAAUAAUAAUAAUAAUAAUAAUAAUAUUAGUAAUGUUAAUAAGGAUAAUGAUGAUAAGAAGAAAAAUGAAGAAAAGAUAUUAUCCGCAACUGCCGUAAAGGAAAAGAUGAUAUCUAGUUGUAUGAAUACAUCUCAACAUGGAGAAUUAGUAACGUCAUCGCAAUCCACUAAACUCACAACCACUUCUGUAGAGUUUUCAGAGGAAUCUACAUGGAAGAAGAAAGAAGAUAGUGGAAAUGUUAUUCCUCCACUUUCUUCUACUUCUCCCUCUAAAACAAGUAUGUCAGUCUCAGGAAAGACUUCCUCUUUAUUAAAUAGGAUAUCCACACCAGAAAUAAUUUCUCAUACAAUUAGUACUGGAGAGGAUCUAGUGGUGGAUAUACCUUGUACAGAUAUGGAUAGUUUAGAGGAUUGCACGGUAGAGAAUGAGGAUGAUGAUAAUAAGUUCGAGGGAGAUGUUGUGAAAAGCCAACAACAACAACAAAAUAAUAAUAAUAAUAAUAAUAAUAAUAAUAAUAAUAAUAAUAAUAAUAGGAAGAGAAAGAGAGAGAAUGUGGGAUAUUUAUCUGAAUUAGUGUCUGUGAUGGAAACGAUAGAUACAAAAGAAGAAAAAGAAGAAGAAACAUCUCGUCUGGAUUCAUCUAUUCCUAUCUUUGUAUUGGAUCCUUCUAUUCCAUACACUUCUACUACGAGUGAUCUUAUUUCAUCUGCUAUUAGACUUUUUGGUGCCUCUGUAAUUGAUGAGAGAAAUACGAGUGAAAAUAGUUUCGGUUUAACUUCAGUGAAGUUAUUCCAACCAAUAUCUACAUUUACACACUCUAUUAAACCGCAUUCUCUUAUGGAAUCAAUUCUCUCAUCUUCAAACACACUACAUUGGAAAGAACUACAAUAUGAUGUGGGUCCUUUAAUAGGCACUCACUCUCUUGUGGCUAUUUCAUCCUCUCGUGGUUCCUCUAAUUCUCUUAUUCCUAUUACUACUAAUACUAAUACUACUACUACUACUAUUAAUACUAAUACUAAAGAUGAGUAUACUACCGUAAAUGAAGAAAGAUUUGUCUCCACAAUGACACCUUCUAUAGGAAGUGCACUUAUUUCAACUCCUCUCGUGUUAAACUGGGAAUGGCUAAAGGAAUGUGUGGAGACUCAACAAUUACGGUCCACUUCACCUUACAUUAUAAAUGGAUCCUUAUAUGCACGCUGGAAUGAAUCCGAAAGAGAAUAUAAAGGCCAGAAGUACAAAGCUGGAGAAUGGAUGAAAGAUGGAUAUGGAUUUAUUUUAUUACCAGAUGAACUCUUACUUUCUCUGGUAUCGUAUGGAAUGGAUAAAGAAAACCAAAACAUGUCUAUUCCAAUAUUAAAUAAAAAAACAAGAAAAGAAAUGACUUGUGGUGAAUAUUCCUUCUUUGCUUGGAAACGACUAAUUCUUCUUGGCGGUGGUGUUUUACUUCAAUUGGCGGAUGGUUGUCUUGAUGCUCUUGUAGAUUACACUUUAUCAUGUGAAAGAGAAACAGGAGAAUCCCGUUUGGCCUGCGCGACUUCUUCUCACACCGUCUCUCAACAGGAAGAAGAAGAAGAAGAAGAAAAGAUAAGAAGAGAUGUAUGGACUGUCAUUAAAGAUGUGAUUCAUCAGAAUUCAUGUCUUUGGCAAGCAGAGGUUUGUUCAGAUCGUCAAACGAAUAUAAAUAUAAAUAUGAAUAGUAGGAAGAGUCCUAUAUUGAUAGAGCGUGUUAUUCUUUUACAUGGGCCUAUUCCAUCUGCAUUACGUUCUUUAAAGCUACAACAACAUCUCUCACGGUUAACACAGGCUAUUCAAAUACUUCUUACACUUUAUUCAUCUACACUAUUGAGUCAUGAUGGGGAAUAUCAUCCUCCUCCUUCUCUUCCUCCUCCCUCUAAUGGGACUUCAUCCUCUUCCUCUUCAUUAUUGUUAUCACCACCUUCUUCUUCUUCUUCUUCUACCACUGUUAUUUCAGGUGUUGUAGAGUCCCAUGUCUCUCGUGUGCGGUUGUUUAGUCAUAAAAAUGGAAGGAAUAUCUCUAAUCUUGUACAGAUACGAUCUACAACAUCAUUGCUGCGUAAUCUUGCAGAAAAACAGCCGGGCGCUGGUGCUCCGCCGAGAUGGAUUUACAGUAACAGUAAUAAUAAUAAUAAUAAUAGUAGUGAUAGUGGUAAUAAUAGUAGUAAUCUUGAAAAGGAUGGUAUAUUAUCGCGAAAACUCCUUUACGAGGAUAGAUAA